AUACUUACUUUUGAUAUAAAACCGAGAAAAAAACCCAAAAAAAAAUGUCUGCAAGCAAAAAAUCUAUGUCCGAUGUUUCUAAACCACCUAAGGUGAAGAAAUACAAAAUGAUGGAUGAUAUAAAAGUUAUCCAAGAAUCGUCUUCAGAUAGCAGUGGCCACGGGACUGUUUGCUAUGGAGUGUUAUCUCAGGAACAUGCUAGACCAAGGAUAAAGGCUCAGAAAAGCAGUGUCAGUCGAAUGUCCAUCGAUGAAGCUUCGUCUAACGCUUCUUUAUCUUCUUCUAUUACGAGGUUUCGUGGCGACUUCGAUACGUUCAAAUGUAAGAUGCGUAUAUUUGGCGAGUCUCUAAACUUGUGCCGUUGCAUAGCUGACGACUUCAGGAGCAGACUGUCCACGAUGGAGAAACGAUUGGAUAACUUGGAGAAACGACAGAGAUUAUAUAGAAGUGCAAGUAACUAUUCAGCGAUCAUUCAGAAGAAUAAGUUGUUGUCUUACAAAUGCCUUAAAGAAAUGAAGGUAAGCAUAUAAAACUAUCCUUAACUUACAUACUUACCCAAUAAUGGCAUCCUAGCCGAUAGUCGGCUACGGCGGCUGUUCCCAUAUCAAGAGAUCAGCCAGCUGCGCAGGACAUAUUAUAGUGCACGCACAUUUGCUUGGACUGCGGUGCACUCACUAUUCCUUCACUCUCAGAGCGCGAUGGGACGGCAAUCCGACACCACCGGAGAGAGAUCACAAGCACGACCGACAUUAACGUGCUCUAAGAUGCACGGGUGUAUCAAUCACCAACUUC
Helicoverpa armigera (cotton bollworm) is the source of this 792-nucleotide messenger RNA. RefSeq lists its product as uncharacterized. The record is from RefSeq and is a predicted model, not a curated record. The coding region runs from base 45 to 530 and encodes 161 amino acids. NCBI's taxonomy places the organism in Eukaryota, Metazoa, Arthropoda, Insecta, Lepidoptera, Noctuidae. The transcript is spliced from 3 exons.